Molecule: messenger RNA, 3050 nt
Organism: Myotis myotis
Lineage: Eukaryota; Metazoa; Chordata; Mammalia; Chiroptera; Vespertilionidae
Gene: TIFAB
Product: TIFA inhibitor
Exons: 2
Coding region: 257-871 (204 amino acids)
Biological process (GO): canonical NF-kappaB signal transduction
Molecular function (GO): protein binding
Source: RefSeq, a predicted model, not a curated record
CUGGGGGCCUCGGCUGGGGUUUCUCAACUUCUCAGCCAUGGAUUGCACUUCUGCAAUAGGAAUUCACACUUCCCUUUUCUGUCCUAAAAGGAAAAAGAAAGAAAACAAAAAAAACUGAUGAGCAUUCUGACACAUCACAACCCUGAACUGUGGCCGUAAAUGUCAUCCUUAGGAGGGCCUGGGACUCACUUCCUCCUGAGAGCUCACAGCAAAAGCGCCAGAGCCAGAUGUGCCCUUGGAGUUAAGGCUCCCGCCCAUGGAAAGACCCCUCACCGUCCUGCGGAUGAGCCUGUACCACCCCACCCAGGGCUCUGCUGUCUUCGCCACUGUUCCACAGAGGCUGCAGCAUGACACCAGCCCGCUCCUAGUGGGGCGAGGCCUGGACGCCCACCUCCAGCUGCAUCUCCCCCGCCUGUCCCGCCAGCACCUGUCUCUGGAGCCCUACCGGGAGAAGGGCAGUGCUCUGCUGUCCUUCAGCCUCAAGGCCCUGAGUCGCAGGGGCUGUGUGUGGGUCAACGGGCUGGAGCUGAGGUUCCUGGAACAGGUCCCCCUGAGCACCGUCAACAGAGUCGCCUUCGCGGGGAUCCAGAUGGUGGUCCAUGUAGAGGGAGGCGCCUCCCUGGAGGCCUUUGUCUGCUGUGUCCACAUCAGCCCCUCACCCCUGAUUUACAGGCCCCAGGCUGAGGAGACUGAUGAAUGGGAAGGCAUCCCCGAGGAGCCACCUGCCCCGGGUUCAGAGCCACCGGUUCCAGGUCACCUGGGCUUUCUCCAUGGCCCUUCCCCGGCUGCGGACAGCUCACCCCAGCCAAGCACUGGAGGAGGAACAAAAAUACAGCUCCAGAGGGAGCCCGCAGACGGCGCGCUCUGCUAGCCCCGCUGCCACCGGGAGCACACCAUGGCUGAAACCGGACUUGAAAUAUUCUAACUACAUCAUGCGACGUUGACAAGCGAGGCCUGCCUGGCUAAUAAUGAACCAAUUCUGCAAACAUGAACAGCCUGGGGCGGGGAGGGCUUGCGCGCCCUCCCCGUUUCCAACUCUGCAAGGCAAUGGGAACUUCAUAUACUUUUAGAGGCCCUGAGGGGCCCUGGGAGCCCCUCGCAGCGUUUCCCCACAUUUCACGGUCUUGUCUGACUAGGAGUUACUUUAUGUUGCUAAUUUUGUGUGCCGCUUAAGAGCGGGAGUUUGAGGUUGCUGCAGGAAUGCAUGGACACAUGUAACAAUUACGUUUGUGGUAACUGGGGGUUACCUUCGGCUUUCAAAUACCCACAGGCACUGGGGGCUUAGGGAAGCCUGUGUUUAAUAAACUGCAAGUAUUUCAUUAAGCUGGCAUACCCAAUAGGAUUCCCUGAUCCCCAGAUGGGCUGCAUGCAUGCCACGCUGUCACGCAGAGGCAGGGGCGGGAACUACACAAGAGGUGUAAGAGGAAAUUGGAAAGGUGGGGGCUCGCAUUUCUGAAAAGAAUGCAAGCAGAGCUCAGGGCUUCCUGGGCGUGGGGAGCCGGGGCCUGGGCCUGCCGGAGAAUUCCUUGCCACCGUCAUCCUCCUCAUCCUCACGCUCCCGGCUCUCGGUCAUUUCUGGAUCAAAGCCUUGGCUGACCAGAGGGCACAGGUCUUCAGGAAAAGGUGGCUUCCCAGAGAACGGGGCUCUUUCAGGACUCAGUCUAUGAGCGGUGUGGUGGGGGGUUGUGUUAGAAUUCAACCCAGCAGUUAUUUCACUGAGGGUAGGUCGUUUCAAAUAAGAGACCAGUGGGGGCCCAGGCAGGCCAUGGAGGGAUAGAUUUCUCAGUGAACAGAUGAGCAGAGCAGCAGUGUCUGUGAGGCACGGCAUCCCCUCGGGCCGCAUGUCAAGGGGGACACGAGAGGCAAGAAGCGCCGUGAGGACGUGAUGGCAGACGUACCGGAGAGCUCUGUGUUGGCCAUGGCCUAGAGCAGAGGCCACGGCUGAGCACGGGCAGUCCCACGUGGGGCACUGGCACACUGUGACCACGGUUCCCAUGUCUGUUUCUCGUGGGACCUCACGCUCCACACAGACAGGACCACGGAUUGUUCAUUGUUAUGUUCCCGGUGGCCACCUUGGAGCUGGGCAGAGGGUAGACAGACAGACAGACAGGCAUAGUGGCCAGGGAAGCAGUCACCUUGGCUGUGCUAAGGCAACUUCCAGGUUUCCCAGGGCAGGUGAGGGUAGGGUCGGACAAGAAGCAGGUUGGACAGCUGGGCCAGAUAGGGCGAGAAGUCUCAGGCAGACAGGAGAGGCAAAUGUCUCUCACUUGCGCUGGGCCUCAGGGGGCAGCCCAGACUCUCAGGCUGGGUCUGAACGAGGCUGGUGCUUCUGCCUCAUUCUUGAGCCUCUGCAGCCCAAACUCAACCAGAACUCUGCGUGUUUGGUAUUCUGUGUGGUGACUACUGAGGAAGGUUGACAGAUAUGACAGUGCCCCAUGCCACCAGGAGAGCUCUCAGCCAGCACUGCCUGCCCCAAACAGAGGCACAGAGACAGGCGCCUCCAGGAGACCUGGGAGGGCUGCAAGCAGAAGCAGUCAGGAUGGCAGGACUGAGCCUUGGCCUGUGGCUCACCAAGUCUCCCCCAGCCCUCACCUCUACCCAGUGCAAUGGAGGCCAGCCCAUGCAACCCCCUCCCCCAAACACACACCAGGAACAUCCUCCCUGUACCAACACCCCGCCCACACAGGCCAGACCUCUUUAAGAGAUUCCAUGUGACUGUAGGAAGCUAAGAUGUUGCCUUGCUAGAGCUAUCUGCAUUUUCAAAGACAGGACUGGAGAGGGUAACGCUGGCCCAGAGGACUGAGCUUCCCUGUAGAAAGAGGGGCGCUUAAAGUCCCACAGUAGGCAAACAUUUCCCCUUCCCCUCAAAUGGAUGGUCCCUUCAUACAUGUAUAAAGCAAGAUGUAAUCCAGGGGCUGGCUCAAGGUCUCCUUGUGACCGAGUCAUAGAGUGAGACGGAACUACGAACUAAGUCAGUGAUGGCGAACCUAUGACAUGCGUGUCAGAGGUGACACACGAGCUCAUUUUUUUUGGUUGAUUUUUCUUUGUUA